Messenger RNA from Lactuca saligna, 1402 nucleotides. The record is from the annotation of a GenBank genome assembly. NCBI's taxonomy places the organism in Eukaryota, Viridiplantae, Streptophyta, Magnoliopsida, Asterales, Asteraceae.
AUUUUUUUGUAACAACUAUUUGAAAAUAUUGGGAAACAAAGUUGCGAGGAUCAUGUGAAGUGCUAUCGAAUUCGAAGGUCCGGUAAUCGCAACAGCACUUUCACUCCCGUAUAUAUCUCCGGCUCCAAAACAAUGGGCGACCCACCCUCACCCCUUCUCUCUGUCAACCCAGAGACCUUUAUCCGCCAUUGGUCAUCGAUCGAGGUACUAACACCAUCGACGUUUCAUCUUUUUUACAGCCCCCGAUUCAUCCAUUUCAAUACUCUUUCGUAUAUCAUUCAAUCAUUCGUAAAAUUGACCAACAUAAAACAAUUCUGACAAUCCCCUUUUCAUAAAUUCCUAAGACCCUCUCAUCCAAUCAUUUAUAUUAUAACCAGAGGAGGGGUUCUUGCUCUUUAGAUUUUCUUUUGGUUCACAAAACCCAUUUAUUGAGCUUUGAAACCGCAUAUACGGAAGAAUCAUGCUGGGUUCGAAUCAUACUUCCCAAGGUUUAAACAUUAUCGCCGAUUAUCCUGGUUUAAGUACCGAAAUCCGAUGGUUGAUAUCGGCUUUUGGAGGCAUCAUCAUGUGUAAACUUGCUUAUGAAUUUACCGGAAUAUUUACACCCUUUGUCUUCAGAGGUUUUAUCAAGCUCAACAACGCACAAAAACUUGAAUGGAAAAACCGGGGUUUCUCAACCUUCCAUGCACUUUUUGUGGCCAUUGGUUCUGUUUACCUUUUACUUGUUUCAGAUCUUUUUAAUGAGGAGUUCUUCAUCAAGAGAAGGUCUACCUUAUCAGACACCAUACUCGGUAUGUCUUGCGGUUAUUUUUUGUCAGACGUGGCCAUGAUUAUUUGGGCAUAUCCAACUUUAGGUGGUCUUGAAUAUGUGUUGCACCAUGGGCUCUCAUUGUAUUCAAUCAUGCAAUCUGUUUUAACGGGUGAAGCCGAGUUUUACAUCUUCAUGGUUCUUUUCACAGAAAUUACAACGCCCUUUGUGAACUUAAGAUGGCAUCUUGAUGUUGCGGGCAUGAAGUCUUCAAAGCUUUACUUGUGGAACGGUAUUGCAAUGUUCGUAGGGUGGUUGGUUGCAAGAAUCGUGUUGUUUGUCUUCUUUUUCUACCACAUCUACAACCACAUUGAUCAGGUGAGGCAAAUUAAAAACGCGGCGUUUUACAGCUUGCAUACGAUCCCACCGGUGUUGGCUGUGAUGAAUUUGUUCUGGUUCUUUAAAAUUGCGAAAGGGAUGAUAAGAACUCUCAGGAAGAAGAAGACUCAAUAGUCCCAUAGUUACACCAGCUAAAAAGAAAGGGUAAUUAUGUAAUUAGACAUCUUGUGAAUUCAAAUCCUGUACAGUUCUAUUUGUGUUAUCGGUGCAUUAUAAAUGUUGCAAUGUUUAUUUAAAAAAAAAAAAAAAAAAAAA